AUGACCCUCGUUUCAUAUAUUUCCGAUACCAAGAAGAAAACAUGCACGGUGUUAAUUUCCUCGAUGCACUCAUCCAGUAGCAUCGAUCCUGAGACUGGAAAUAAAAAGAAACCCACUAUCGUGGCUUAUUACAAUGGCGCGAAAGGUGCUGUUGACACAGUAGACCAAAUGAGAGGGAAGUUCAAUGUUGCGAGGGCUAGUCGGAGGUGGUCUCUUACUUUAUUUUUUGCCAUCAUGAAUAUUGUUAUGAUCAAUUCAGUGGUGAUCUACAAUUGCGACUCUCUAUUAAAAAUGAAACGUAAAGAUGUCAUUGAAAAUGUUGGACGUGCAUUGACAAAAUCUCUACUAGAAAUUAGAGCUCGAAAACCUCAUAUUCUCACUAAUGUUCGUCAGCUAGCAAGGAAGUGUCUAGGUUUGCCUCAGGACAUUCCAGCCGUGGAGGCGAAGAAUCGUGGUCUUUGUGCUUAUUACCCUUCUCGAAAGAGUAGGAAAACUAUUUCUGAGUGUGUCUCAUGCUCAGAAUUAAUUUGUGAAGAAGACACAAUCAAGAUCUGCGCUGCUUGUUAUCAGAAAGUCAUUUUUCCCACAGAGGAUUUGGAAGACUAA
Molecule: messenger RNA, 606 nt
Organism: Diachasma alloeum
Lineage: Eukaryota; Metazoa; Arthropoda; Insecta; Hymenoptera; Braconidae
Exons: 1
Coding region: 1-606 (201 amino acids)
Source: RefSeq, a predicted model, not a curated record